UUAACUUGUAUACAGAAUAUAUGUCAGUGGGAACUCUGCAAUAAACAAGUCGUGUGUAUUUACAUAUCGUUUAAAACAUUUCAUAACAAUGAUGAUUCCAAACGGGAAGUAAACGCCAUUCAUAUAAUGGGAAUGAGGAAAAAAAAUUAACUGUUGUCUAUAUUGUUUUGCAGACGAAAUAUUUUUCAACAUCCCGAGAUGAAGUUACUUAUUUCUUCAUGUUUAAUGAUUUGGAAUAUUGUUUUAUCACAGCUUGCUAAAGCGGGGGAUCCGGUGAUGGAAACAACAAAACAUAUCCAAAUCAGUAUAAUACAGGGUAAAACAGCAAUAUUACCGUGUAUGAUCAAUUUUAAUGAUGUAGACGAUGACGAAAGAAGAAAGUAUUCGGUCAUAUGGACGGACAGAAGAGAUCGUACCAUUAGUGUCAACGAAAAUGUAAUAAUGAACCCCAGGAAAUUUGUGAUUUCACACCCGUAUCCUAACGAAUGGAACUUACGUAUUGUGCGUGUACGCAGUACAGAUCACGGGGAAUAUAGAUGUCAAGUUAACUCAGAUCCUGUUCAGACGAAAUUUGUUGUUGUAAUUGUACAAGUUCCUCCUAGAAUACAAAGAUCAGAAGAUGUUGAAGUGAUGGAGACAGAAACGCUGACUAUAUAUUGUAAUGCAACUGGCAACCCUCCACCCACUGUCACGUGGUAUAAAGAUGGUGAAAAAUUACCUGGCUUUACUGGAGAGAAACUUGUGAUCGACAAAGCUUUGCGCAAUAAUUCUGGUCUAUAUAGAUGCGAGGCAAAAAACGGCAUUGAUCCGUCGAAUUCGGAAAUUAUUACAGUUAACGUUCUUUAUUCACCGACCGUACUGGUGGCUACAAGUCGUAUAAGUCAGUAUAGAUUUAAAUCUAUUGUUCUAAAUUGUAAUGUAUUAGCAAACCCUACUGCUACCAUCUCAUGGAUUAAGAAUGGACAAUAUCUACACGAUAACUGGAAAUACAAACAAAUGGAAUUCGAGCAAUCAGAUGGAAGUCAAUCACAUAAUCUGGAAAUUAGUUAUUUAGAAAGGUUGGACUUCGGUGACUACAUAUGUUUUGCGAUAAAUCAAGCAGGCUCCGAUUCAGAAGUUAUUUCUGUAACAGAAAUAACAACAAGUACAGUAGAUACAAAAUCAACCGUCAUGAGUGCGACACUGAAACCUAGCAAAACAACAAAGCAGAAAACUACUACCAGAAUAACUGAUUUUACAACGCCAUAUUUAGACAAAACCUCUUCAAGCAAAAUAUCGUUGUCGUCAUCUUCUUUAGAUAGUGUGAGUUACAUUCCAGGUAAAUCAGAUAUUGUUGCGGACAAUGCUUCUGUUCGGUUUUGCAGUGGAAACAUACUGCUGUUAAUAAAUGUGAUGCUAUGUUUAUACGUUGAUAUAUAAAACACUGUCAAGCAAAACUUCUCGGUAAAACUCUGUCAAAUUUGAGAUUUUUGGUACAAGAAACGUAAGAAUCCCUUGCCCAGAUGUACUUUUUUAGAGAAAAUCGACGCAUUUUGUGAUUUUGUAUUGACAAAGUGAUGAAAUGAGUUUUAGAUUUUAUACUACUCAAAGUUUACUAAGCACCAAGAGUAUUUUUGUACCUAUCUUAUGUUGUAUAGCAAAUAUUAUGUUUAUUCUGUUCUUAUAUAUGGCAUAGUGAUUUAUUAACAUCAUUAAGGAAUUUGUUACCAAUUGUAAUGUGUUUUCAUGUUGAUUUGUUUUGAUUGUAACGAAAUUGUGUUAAAGACGUACGUAUACGAUGGAAUUUGUGAAAAACUUAUUUGUGCCCCCAAAAAUCUUUGCAAAUAACUAAUUUUGCUUUAAUAGGGAGUAUGUGACCCAGUGUUGUCAUUGACAGCUUGGCACCGUCGUUGCAUACUCUCUAUCAGGUUUCUUAGGACGACUUGUGGGAUGGUGUUCCACUCGUCGGCAAGAGCGGCACCAAGCUCCUGGGUGCUUCUUGGCUGGACCUGACGGACUGAAAUACGGACCUGUAGCUCCUUCCACGCAUGCUCAAUGGGAUUAAGAUCUGGGGAUCGGGCCGGCCAGUCCAAACGAGUAAAACCCUGUCUUUCCAAGUACUCUUGGACGACAUUGGCUGUAUGGGGGCGGGCAUUAUCAUCCAUCAAAAUGAACCAAUUACCAAUUGCACCAGCAAACAUCCUUACCUGGGUGUUGAGGAUCUCAUCUCGAUGCCACUGGGCAGUCAAUGUGCCUCUGUCGAGGACAAUGAGGUCAGUACGUCCCAGCUGAUUCCACCCCAGACCAUUAUUCAUCCGCCGCCAUAGCGGUCGUGUUCCGGAAUGUUUGCUGAAUGGAACCGUUCCCCUGACCUUCGCCACACUCUAGUACGCCUAUCUCUGAAGUACAGGCAGUACCUUGACUCGUCGGUGAAGAAGACAGACCACCAGUCCAUCCUGCUCCAACCAACAUGGUCCAUGGCCCGAUCUUAUCGGAGCUGGCAGUGUUCUCUAAACAGCGGGAUUCGUAUACAUGGUCUUCUCGAUCGCAGAUUACUUUCAUGCAAACGUGUACGUAUGGUGUGUGCACCCUGAAGCAUUUUGAAGGUCUGAACGAAGUUGGGUUACAGUUGCAAAACGGUAUCUUCGUGCCUGGAUCACCAGGAAACGAUCCUCAGCCUCAGAAGUCACCCUUGUUCUGCCACAACAAUGUCGUCUAACAGGUCUAACAGGCUCGAGUGAUAACCGUAUGGUCCACACCAAACACCCCACCAACCUCACGAUGUCGAGCCCCCCUGCUCCACCAUACCAACUGCCACCACAACUCUGCUUAACAUUUGCAUUCGCCAUUAAUCAAUCUAAAAUGUUCUAUAUUUCAAUGGAAAAUGAAGAAUGAACACCCUUUACGUGUCGGUAUGUGUAUGCUGUGUCUAAUAAAGAAUAUCAAAAUACAAGGUUACCUUGUUUGCACUACUUGCACGAGGAAAUGGCCUGUCAUUCAAGGUUAAGUGUACACAGGGUACACUCUCGAUACAUUACUACACGAUUUACAAUGUAAAUAUCAUAACAUUAUAUGGUGUAGAAUGCAUCACAGACACUUGGGGUUAUGUGCAAGGCUCCCAUUCUUAAUCCGCAUUUGGAUACACCAUGUCUGUUUGUAUCCUGCAAACCGUACGUCAAAAUAUUUUUGCUUAUUUUUACGACCUAGUCACAUGUCUUGAACAUAAAACCUGUUUUCCGCUAUUUUGACAACGUUUAAAAAAGUCCCUAAAAUAUUAUAAUUUCAUAAAGAUAACGUACAAUUUCCUUUGAUGUGAGACGACUGGAAUGAGUUUCAGCACUUUCAUUUUUUGUGCUUUCAUUUUAAUGCCGAGAACCAGACAUGAUUCUCUAACGAAUAAAACACGUGCAAUUUUGUCAUGGAAUCAUCACAUCCAGAGGAAUUUCAUCCAGCCAGUUUGAUAACCACGAGAAAUUAUAAAGAAACAUAAUUCAAGUAAAAUGAUUUUUAAAUAAUGAAUGUAAAUGUCUUAAGGUAAAAAGAAAUAGAAUUGUUCUAUAUUUAUUAAUGUUUACCUUGUAUUUUCGCUCCCGAAAAUAUAGGCCAUGCGCACGUGUGUGAUACGAUAACAACGUACACUUUCAUUCAUAAAAUUUUUUAAAGAAAUUUUCUGUUUCCCUACGAUUUUUCCGCUGUUAGGUGGAGGAAACAUUCCAGUCAUUGAAAUUCAUGUAGGUCAGAUGUAUUUAUAUUUCGAAGCUUGGUAUCUUUAGGAAAUUGAAGCGUUGGUAAAAAAACGUUAUGAAAUUCUUUUCAAACUUGUUCACGUGUUAGACACUUAACUGUCUCAUACUAAUAUAAGUAAAAAUUUAAAACUAAUUCUUGUAAUAAAUAAUAAUUUUAGUUUUUAAUAUUCAGGGUCGGGGAAGGGCGGGGUCUAUACUCCAAGUGUCUGUGGAAUGCACGAUGCUAUGUGCUUAGCUUGGUGCUUUGAGUAGUAUAUUUUACAAACACAUACUUAGCGCUUUGUAAUAACGUCGAGAAGCGAUGAAUUAUGUUUGCUGAGAACUGUUUUAAGUAUCAUCAGUAUUCAUGCUUACGUAUUCCAGAUGAACUUACAUAAACGAUAAACGGAGUGAUAAAACAUGCAAUUUUUUAGUGUGUUUUUUUUUAAUGCAGAGACUAAACUGUUGUUCAUAUUGUUGUUGUCAUCAAGUAUUAUAUAUUAUCCAAGCAUUAUACAUGUAUACUUUUAGCAGAUAAAUCAAUGUUUGUGUUAUUUUUAUGAAGAUUCAAGUUUUGACGUAGUUAAACAAUUUUCAAGUGAACAAAUAAUUGUGAGAAAGUAUAAGGCACUACGUCACUAAUUAUCUCAAUUUUGUUUUAAAAAAAAUCUACCCUAGAUCUGUCUAUAAAUAUGAUAUCUUAACGAAAAGAAAGGAAACUCUUAUACAUGUGUUACCAUUUUGUAUGAUGAGAGCUAUAUUGAGCUCCCUUUAACUGCCUUAUCUCUUGUUUAUUUUGCGGCGUAGGCAGAUAAAGAUUAUUUGUUAAGGCGGAUUUCAUUGAUUCAGAGCUGCUGGAUUUUUUAUGCCCCCAAAGGGAGGCAUAAUAUAAUCGCAUCGUCCGUCCGUCCGUCUGUCUGUGCGUCCCCAAUUCAUUCGUGUCCGGACUGUAACUUUGUCAUACAUUGAGGGAUUUUGAAAUAACUUGGCACAAAUGUGUACUACAUCAAGCGCUUAGACGAUGUGUCGCGUCCAAGAACCACGUCCCUACCUCAAAGGUCAAGGUCACACUACAAUUUUUCACAUUAUCGUAAUUAGAGUAAAUAGGUACACACAUUCGUGUCCGGACUGUAACUUUGUCAUGCAUCGAAUGAUUUUUAAAUAACUAGGCAUAAGUGUCUACCACAUCAAGACGAUGUGUCGCGUCUAGAAUUACGCCUCUACCUCAAAGGUCAAGGUGACACUUAUAUUUUAUAUUUUGAAGUAUCACAUUAUCACAAUUAGAAUUAAUAGGUGCACACAAUCGAGUCCGGGCUGUGACUUUGUCGUGCAUGGAAGGAUUUUAAAAUAAUUUGGCAUAAAUGUUUUCAACAUCAAGACGAUGUGUCGCGUUCAAUAAUCACGCCCCUACCUCAAAGGUCAAUAUCACACUAACAUUUUGAAGUUUCACUUUAUCACAAUAACAAUUUAUAGGUACAUACAUGUGUGUCCGGGCUGUAACUUUGUCAUGCAUCGAAGGAUUUUGAAAUAACUUGGCAUAAAUGUCUACCACAUCAAGACGACAUGUCGCUACAAAGACCCAUGUCCCUACCUUUAAGGUCAAGGUCACACUUAUAGUUUGAAGGUACUCAAAUUCUCUCGACAAGAGUUUGAAGAUACACAUUUAUGCCCGGACUGUAACUUUGUCAUGCAUGGAAGGAUUUUAAAAUAACCUGUCACAAAUGUCUACCACUUCAAGACAAUGUGUCGCAGCUUAGGCUCAUGUCCGUCUGUCCGUGCGUCCCCACUUAAAUCACAAAAAUCAUGUCCAGACUGUAACUUUGUCAUGCAUUGAGGGACUUUGAAAUAAUUUGGCGCAAAUGUCUAUCUCAUAACAACAUUUUGUCGCGUCCAUGCUAUCACAAUUAGAGAUUACAGGUACAAUAAUACAAAGAACAAUAUUCAGCAAUUAGUUACUUUCAUUCUCUUUUCUUUUCAUAAUACCUGCAUGCUGAAGAAACCUUUUCAGGGGCAUUAGUCACUUGGGUGACAGCUCUUGUUUUAUUUAUUCUUUACUUUCAUGAAAUAAAGCAAUCGUUUUAAAUUAGUAUUCAAUGUAUUAUGACGGCAAUUCUUUUCAACAUGUUUUGAGAAAAAGAAAUAAUAGCAUUUUAGGCAUUAUGGGCCUUUAAAUAUAUGGCUUUGUAUUUCUUUAUUGGCAAUAUAGCAAUCUCCAAGUACGUGGACUGGACCUGUAUUUUUUAUGUAUAUUUCAUUAAAUAAAUAACAAUGUUUACUUUAGUAAUCAUUAACUGUGUAUUUUAUACGACGAAAUAGAAAUACUUAACAUAGUUCUUCCAUAUGUGAUAGGUGAUUUCUAUUUGAUAAAUAUAUAAUUGUACAUGUAUAUAAUAUUUACUUUAUAUGCUAGUUAUAGAAUUUAAUAUAUUUGCAAGUGAUAAGUGUUACUUUUCACGGAAUAUAAUUAUGUCAUAUUUGGUUAAAAUGCAUGUACAAUAAUUUAAUUUGAAAUCUGAAUAAACAAUUUUAAAAUCCUA
Molecule: messenger RNA, 6241 nt
Organism: Ruditapes philippinarum (Manila clam)
Lineage: Eukaryota; Metazoa; Mollusca; Bivalvia; Venerida; Veneridae
Product: protein CEPU-1-like
Exons: 9
Coding region: 199-1419 (406 amino acids)
Cellular component (GO): neuron projection
Source: RefSeq, a predicted model, not a curated record